AUGAACGAGCUUCCGGCUGAAUGUCAGGAGUUCUGGCGGGCGAGAAAACAUCAAAUAAAGGAGUCUGUUUACGCAUUUUUCGUAAUUCUCGGAGCAAUGGGCACUGCCGAGCGCAAUGAUGACGACAUUGAGUAUGUGGUUCCACUUUUUCAAGAAUACCUUGUCCGCGGAAGAAAUGAAUGCCUUAAUGGAAACCACGACCAUUUCCUCCAUGAUAAUUACUUCCACCAAGCCCAUCUCCGUAUGGAGGAAGUUCUAAUCCGUAUUGAAAACGACCAUCGUCUCCGUCAAUAA
Caenorhabditis bovis is the source of this 294-nucleotide messenger RNA. NCBI's taxonomy places the organism in Eukaryota, Metazoa, Nematoda, Chromadorea, Rhabditida, Rhabditidae. The record is from the annotation of a GenBank genome assembly.